AUGUCUCACGAUGAAGAAGCCACUGAGUAUUCACAUCUGUUAGACCCAAGGGUUGCGGAAUUGAGAGAUCCAAAGCACGAACAAGAGCUUGCAGGAACUGCGAUUGGGGAGCGAUUGCCGUACAAUGACUAUACUACUAUCGACUGGUUGCAUGACCUGAUCAAAGAUUCAUUUCGACAUCGAGCUACAAGAUCUCGAACAAGUGUCAAAGGUAGAUUCUUUGCGGCUUGGGAUUCCUGUCAAGGAUGGGUAGCUGCAUCCAUGAUAGGGAUCUUCACUGCAUUGGUUGCCUUCUGUGUCGACGUUGCAGAAUCCACGAUUUCGGAUUACAAAGUCGGCUAUUGCUCGUCGAAUGUCUUCCAGAGCCGUGAAGCAUGUUGUUCCGUACCAUCUCCGCUGGAAUUAGGAGAAGAGGUGGAUGGGUAUUGUGCAGAGUGGAAGAUGUGGACUGAAGACUACUGGUUGGGAUUUGGGAUAUAUGUUGGAUUUGCUCUAUUUUUCGGACUCAUUGCUGGUGGAGUGACAAUGACUACCAAGGCGAAUUUGCCAGCGGUACGGCAAGUUGAUGAAGAAUUACAAUCGGGGUCCCAACCUCGGGGGAAAUCAAUGUAUAUGGCUGCCGGAAGUGGCAUCCCUGAGAUCAAGACAAUUUUAUCGGGCUUCGUGAUUCCUCACUUCCUGAAUUUCAAAGUACUAUUUGUCAAAGCUGUAGGGGCUACGUUCGCAGUCUCUACAGGCCUGUGCUUGGGAAAGGAAGGUCCAUUCGUUCAUAUCUCAACUUGUGUAGGCUACUUGGUUGCUAGCCAUUUUCCCAAAUAUCAGCAAAACGGAAGGAAAAUGAGAGAGAUGUUGAGCGUGGCUUGCUCCUCUGGGCUCAGUGUUGCAUUCGGUGCUCCAAUUGGCGGGGUUCUGUUCUCCUAUGAAGAAAUUAGCACAUACUUCCCACGAAAGGUUCUUUGGCGAGCUUUCGUCUGUUCCCUAUUCGCCGCGAUUGUUCUCAAAGCUCUCAAUCCCACCGGAACAGGAAAGCUAGUUCUUUUCGAAACCAAUUACGGCAUCAAUUAUGACCCAGUCCACUACCUCGUCUUCAUCGUUCUCGGCAUAUCUGGAGGUUUGUUCGGCGGGGUAUUCUGCCAAGCAAACUUCCUCUGGUCGAAAACAUCUCGUAAGUACUCUAUCAUCAAGAAUCAUCCGGUAUUUGAACUUUCUCUGGUAGUCAUUGUCACCGCUCUCCUGCAAUUCCCCAAUCCUCUCACUCGGGAAGCCGGAGAUGUCAUCAUUAAGAACCUCCUUGUAGAUUGCCGACGCCAAGACAGUUCAUGGGUCUGUGAGCAAGAGGCACUGGAUGAUAAGAGUAGCUACUACGGCUGGCUAGUGUAUGGAACAGCUGUGAAGCUGGUGCUAACGAUCGUAACAUUUGGCUGUAAAGUGCCCUCAGGCAUCAUCAUUCCAGCUUUAGAUGCAGGAGCUCUGUUCGGACGUCUGAUUGGUCAAACCGUUCCUACCAGCUCGCCAGGAAUGUUCGCUAUGGUUGGAGCAGCAGCUUUCCUUGCCGGAGUUUCCAGAAUGACCGUGUCUUUGGCGGUAAUCAUGUUCGAACUCACUGGUGAGGUGGAUUAUAUCCCACCGUUUAUGAUCGCCAUCAUGGUAGCAAAAUGGAUUGCAGAUGCGUUGAGCAGUGAAAGCGUCUAUGAUCUCGCGCAGACAGUUCUCGGUCACCCUUUUCUGGACCCAGAGCAUGCACUGAGCAUUGUACGAGAUAAAGGGUUGCUCGUGGAAGAGCUCAUUCCACCAUCACAGACCAUGAGAGAAAUCACGUUGGAUGUCGGCCCCGAAUACAAGGUCUCGAAAGCAACCCUUGCUACUAAGCUGUCCCAGCUAAAAGCUCGUGGGCUUAUGGAUGCUGGACUGGUUCUCGUGGAUUCGAACAGCAUGUUACAUGGGUAUCUCGCGCAAGGAGAAUUGGAGUUCGCUAUCAACGAGCCCGGAGUUUUGGUGGACAACGAUCCGGUAGACUUAUUGGAAGGAACUGUAGCUAUCUUCAUCGAUCGAACUCCUAUGACUAUCUGCGCAAAGGCUCCGAUGGAAUACGCCAUGGAGCUCUUUGGGAAGCUUGGCUUGAGACACUUGAUUAUUGUCGAGGAGGGCAGCAGCAAAGUUGUUGGCGUCGUCAUCAAGAAGCGACUUGUUGUUUUUCUGGAGAGCUUGGCGCACUGA
Molecule: messenger RNA, 2217 nt
Organism: Cadophora gregata
Lineage: Eukaryota; Fungi; Ascomycota; Leotiomycetes; Helotiales; Ploettnerulaceae
Exons: 6
Coding region: 1-2217 (738 amino acids)
Biological process (GO): transmembrane transport; chloride transport
Cellular component (GO): membrane; early endosome; Golgi apparatus
Molecular function (GO): voltage-gated chloride channel activity
Source: RefSeq, a predicted model, not a curated record